AAAGUCGCAGAACAAAGUCUGGUGAGGGGAAUUGCAGAUAUGGAACUAAACAAGAUAGGCUUGAGCCUGGGUUUCCUAUGCUUCGUGUUUUUGCAUGGAGUUCUGGCAGAUUGCAGUACUGCUACUCGCAAAGUCCACCGCUACAACUUUAUUCUGAGGGAGACGAGUUUUACAAGGCUAUGUACCACAAAGAAAAUGUUGACAGUAAAUGGCAAAUGGCCUGGCCCGAAAAUCCAAGUUUGCAAAGGGGAUACUGCAUUUGUACAUGUUCACAAUGCCGGCAAAUAUGGUGUCACUAUUCACUGGCACGGAGUGAAGCAGCCAAGAAAUCCAUGGUCGGAUGGUCCUGAGAACGUCACACAGUGCCCUAUUCAACCAGGAAAAAGCUUCACUUACGAGGUUACAUUUUCAGAUGAAGAAGGAACCGUUUGGUGGCACGCCCACAGUGACUGGUCCCGGGCCACAGUCCACGGUGCCAUUGUCGUCUUACCUGCAAACGGAACCACUUACCCUUUCCGCAAACCCGAUGCCGAACAACUGCUUAUACUCGGGGAAUGGUACAAUGGAGAUCUCAAGGAAAUAAUUGAUAACGCAACUGAAACCGGUGCUGCUCCAGCUGAAUCCAAUGCCUAUACCAUCAAUGGCCAACCAGGAUUCCCAAAUAAGUGCUCCAAGGAAACAACAUAUCGUCUGCACGUUCAAUACGGCAAGACAUAUCUUCUCCGUCUGAUAAAUGCCGUGAUGAAUGAAGAAAUGUUCUUUGGAAUCGCAAAUCACAAGCUCACAGUUGUGGCCCAAGAUGGAGCAUACAUAAAACCCAUAACCACAAAUUACAUCAUGACAAGUCCAGGACAAACCUUUGACAUCCUGCUCACUGCAAACCAACCUCCAAGUUAUUAUUACAUAGCUGCGAGUCCCUUCUUCGAUGCCGGUUCUAUUGCUACAUACGACAGUUCGAACACUUCUGCAAUUCUCGAGUAUACCGGCAUUUUUGCUCCUCCAGCCUCUCCUCCAUAUCCUUCCCUUCCUAAUAUAACGGACAGGGCUGCUGCAGACAGCUUCACAAAUCGUUUAAGGGCAUUGGCGAGUCCUGCACACCAAAUUAAUGUCCCCAAAAAAAUCAACAAAAGAUUAUUCGUGACAGUUAGUCUAAACCAGAUACUUUGCCCUGGUGCAACUUGUGGGGGUCCAAAUGGUAAUAGGCUGUCAUCAAGCUUAAAUAACAUCAGUUUCGCGACCUCAACCAUUGAUAUACUGCAAGCAUAUUACAGGAGCUUGCCGGGUGUGUUCACCAAAGAUUUCCCGGAUCGGCCACCAUAUGUUUUUAACUACACGGGAGAUGUAGGUGAUAACACAUUAUUUACGCACCAAGGGACAAACGUAACGAUGAUAAAUUACGGGGCAGCUGUGGAAAUAGUGUUCCAAGGGACUAAUGUUGAGGAUGGAGAGUUUCAUCCAAUGCAUCUCCAUGGUUAUAGCUUCUAUUCAGUCGGGACAGGUUAUGGCAAUUACGAUGAGAUCACUUCGCCAAAAACAUACAAUUUGAAGGAUCCACCAGAAGUUAACACGGUUGCUCUUCCUAGGAAUGGAUGGGUUGCAAUUCGAUUCAUAGCCAAUAAUCCAGGAGUUUGGUUUUUGCAUUGUCAUUUGGAAAGGCAUGCGUCUUGGGGUAUGGGCACCGUUCUGAUUGUGAAGAAUGGACCAACCAAGGAAACAAGUAUUCGACCACCCCCACCAAAUAUGCCUCGUUGUUCUUAAUUAAUUUUUGGAAAUUCAAUGUCUCACCGGGAAUAUCAAUGCAUCAAACGUAACGUGAGAUAAUUUGAUAUUUGAAUAAGAUCAUAUAGAAUCAAGCUAGCGAACGUGCCGGUCGUUUCAACAAUUAAUAAUAUUUAAGAUAAUGGUUCAAGUACUCGGUCAUCAUUUUAUCGGUUGUA
Messenger RNA from Carya illinoinensis, 1937 nucleotides. RefSeq names its product laccase-14-like. Gene Ontology annotation, cellular component: apoplast. The record is from RefSeq and is a predicted model, not a curated record. NCBI's taxonomy places the organism in Eukaryota, Viridiplantae, Streptophyta, Magnoliopsida, Fagales, Juglandaceae. Bases 40 to 1758 code for a protein of 572 amino acids. Gene Ontology annotation, biological process: lignin catabolic process. The transcript has 7 exons. Gene Ontology annotation, molecular function: hydroquinone:oxygen oxidoreductase activity; copper ion binding.